UCAGCAAAAAAACAUUUAAGAACACGCGUACUCAACCUACCCAUCUCUGGUGUUUGAUUUUAUUGUGUUACUAUCUCACAGCAUUAAUCAAAAGGAGGACCCGGAAGCCAUGGAAGAAAGUAAAAGGCUCGUCGUCCCUUCCCGUCAAAUUCUUUGCGUGCAAAAACCGAACUAAACUUGUUUAAGCUAUCGUCAACUGCCAGUCCACCACCACCGCCUAAUUGAUCCAAAAUUAGAGAUUUACCAUUUCAAUAUCAACUACCUGCCAGGCACCAACUGGACCAACAACACUUUACUACCUCCUCCUUCUUCUGAUCCAAUCCAAGGCCAAGGCUGCCGCGGCUCUAGUGGUGGUUGUAUGGUCCAUGUCUUGAUGGGCCUUUUCUCCAAUCUCUGCGCUUGCUUGCAGACUAAACUCAGAAUUCGUAGACACAACGCUGCCGAAGGCGCCCCCGAUGACGUCGUUGAGACGAAUGACUUGUUCUUUGAGCUCCGUACUCUUGAAUUAGCUACUAAUUUCUUCUCCGAGUUGAAUCAACUGGGUCAUGGAGGAUUCGGUCCCGUUUACAAGGGAUUGAUACCCAAUGGGCAAGAAGUUGCAGUGAAGAAGCUUUCAUUAACUUCGAGACAGGGAAUUAGAGAAUUUACGAAUGAGGUGAAACUGCUACUAAAAAUUCAGCACAAGAAUUUGGUAAGUUUGUUGGGUUGUUGUGCUCAAGGACCAGAGAAGAUGCUUGUUUACGAAUAUCUUCCAAAUAGAAGUCUCGAUUACUUUCUGUUUGACAAAGUGAAAUCUACAUGCCUGGAUUGGACAACGCGGUUCCAAAUAGUUACAGGUGUGUCAAGAGGUCUCCUAUACUUGCACGAAGAAGCCCCUGAAAGGAUCAUUCACAGAGACAUCAAAGCCAGUAAUAUUUUGCUGGACGAAAAUUUGAAUCCAAAGAUAUCAGAUUUUGGCUUGGCAAGGCUCUUUCCUGGGGAUGACACCCAUAUGAAUACAUUUAGAAUUUCUGGUACUUAUGGUUAUAUGGCCCCUGAAUAUGCAAUGCGUGGAUAUUUGUCUGUUAAGACAGAUGUUUUUAGUUAUGGAGUUCUGGUGCUCGAGAUUGUAAGUGGGAGAAAGAAUCAUGAUCGUCAACUUGGUGCAGAGAAGGCAGAUCUCUUGAACUAUACGUGGAUGCUUUACCAAGGGGGCAAGACAUUGGAGUUAGUUGAUCCAAGCCUUGCCAGGUUCAAUCGGGAUGAGGCAGCCAUGUGCAUUCAACUGGGGUUGCUAUGCUGCCAACAGAACAUUGCAGAUAGGCCUGACAUGAACUCUGUUCAUCUCAUGCUUUCGAGUGACUCGUUUACUUUACCCAAACCUGGCAAACCUGGAAUUCAAGGUCGUGGGGGUCGUUGGACAACUACCACCACUUCUGCUCUCACUAACAGUGCUACAGCUACUAAUGCUAGUACUACAAACACUGGCGCCACCAGGGUUUCUGGAGGUAAUAGUUUUAUUGAUGAGUAUUCUAGAAAUUCUAUGUCUGUUUCUUCAAUUGAAGAAGGUAGAUAAACCAUCAUAUAUAAUGUGAAGGCUAAUUAGCUUUUUAAUCUCGUGUAAAGCAUUGAUUCUUUGUAGCAUCUGUUCAUGGGAUGUAUUUCAUUUUUGCCAUGUAAAAAUUUCACCGAACUUGCUACGUUUGGUAGAAAGCAAUGUGGUGUAGUGAUAAUUUUUUAGGGCAGUUAUAUUUUUGUUAGUGUGAUCGAACAGCGACAAUCUGGGUUUUAACCUUCAUAGUUAAUUGCUUGUUAUGAACAA
Messenger RNA from Populus nigra (black poplar), 1801 nucleotides. RefSeq names its product cysteine-rich receptor-like protein kinase 44. NCBI's taxonomy places the organism in Eukaryota, Viridiplantae, Streptophyta, Magnoliopsida, Malpighiales, Salicaceae. Gene Ontology annotation, molecular function: protein kinase activity; ATP binding. Gene Ontology annotation, biological process: protein phosphorylation. The transcript is spliced from 5 exons. The record is from RefSeq and is a predicted model, not a curated record. Bases 359 to 1555 code for a protein of 398 amino acids.